UAACGCUUUUGAAUGGAGAGUCAGAGCGCGUGAAGGCUGCAGCCAGGCGAGCAAAGCGCGAGACACAGUGCAUCAUUAAAGCUUCAGCGCAUUUCGUUUUCUGAUUUGUUUUUGGGGGGGCUUGGGAGGCGAUCAGGAAAUGAUCUGGCUGCAUUUGCACAGCUAGCACUCGGUGAGUUCAUUUUGCAGGGGAAAUAAAGCAAGGCAAGGCGCAGGUCGUCUUAGUGCACGUCUUCAAUCCAGACAAGAGCAAAACCACACAACCCCAAAGACACGGACAUUGGCGUGCAGAAUGGACUACGAAAGACCCAACGUAGAAACAAUAAAGUGUGUUGUGGUGGGAGACAACGCUGUAGGGAAGACUCGCCUUAUUUGUGCCCGAGCCUGUAACACCACUUUGACCCAGUACCAGCUGCUGGCCACUCAUGUCCCUACAGUCUGGGCUAUUGAUCAGUACCGAGUCUGCCAAGAGGUAUUGGAGCGCUCCAGAGACGUGGUGGAUGAUGUCAGUGUGUCCCUCAGGCUGUGGGACACCUUCGGAGACCACCACAAAGACCGGCGCUUUGCCUACGGCAGGUCUGACGUGGUGGUUCUCUGCUUUUCCAUUGCCAACCCCAACUCCCUCUACCACGUGAAGACUAUGUGGUACCUGGAGAUCAAACACUUCUGCCCACGUACACCUGUUAUUCUGGUUGGGUGUCAGCUUGACCUACGCUAUGCAGACUUGGAGGCUGUCAACAGGGCUAGACGGCCAUUAGCAAGGCCUAUAAAACCAGGAGAUAUUUUGCCCCCAGAGAGAGGACGGGAAGUAGCCAAGGAGUUGGGGAUUCCAUACUAUGAGACAAGUGUCUUUGAUCAGUUUGGCAUUAAAGACAUCUUUGACAAUGCUAUCCGAGCUGCCCUCAUCUCCAGACGCCAUCUUCAGUUCUGGAAGUCCCAUCUACGGAAGGUCCAGAAGCCCCUCUUGCAAGCACCGUUCCUCCCACCAAAAGCUCCCCCACCACUGAUCAAGAUCCCAGACUGUCCCCGGAACAACCAGGAUAGCCCCAGGAAACUGCUGGAGAACCCCUUCUGUGCUGAUGUCAUGUUCAUUGUUCAAGAACACUUCAAUGUGUUUGCCCACAAGAUCUACCUAUCUACCUCAUCCUCCAAGUUCUAUGACCUGUUCCAGAUGGACAUCUCUGAAGAGUCCCAGUCGAUGGUUGCGACGGAGCGUCACAGACGAGAACACCUGAUGAGAACCCUCAGCCUGGACACAGAUGAAGUCAUGGCUGUGCUGCCUAACCUCUCACCUAGUUCCCUACGGGCUUCCAAGAGUGAUGGGACUCUGAAGGUAAUGAGCUUUAAUGCCAAGCACCACCACAAACAGCUGUCCUUGGCAUUUUGGUGCAAGGCCUUCCAGAACAUCCACAAAGAAACUGUGGUUAACCCGGUAACGGGAACAGCGGCUGUCAUGACUGUGGUGCAGAUGGACAACUCCUUCCAGCUGGGUCCCUUCAGCGCAGUGCUGCGGUUCCUGUACACAGGAGAACUGAAUGAAAGGGAGAUGGACCUGAUGAAGAUUGCUCAGAUUGCUGAGAUCCUAGAAGUUUUUGACCUAAGAAUGAUGGUGGAGAAUAUCAUGAACAAAGAAGGCUUUAUGAAUAAGGAAAUCACAAAAGCAUUUCAUGUGAGAAAAGCCAACAGGAUUAAGGAGUGUCUUGCCAAGGACACCUUCACAGAUGUGGUGUUUAGGUUGGAUGAUGGCACCAUCAAUGCUCAUAAGCCUUUGCUGAUCUCCAGUUGUGAUUGGAUGGCUGCUCUGUUUGGAGGAUCGUUCAUAGAGAGUGCGAACAAUGAGGUCUCUUUUCCUAACACCAGCAGGGCGUGUAUGCAGGCAGUGUUGGAGUAUCUCUACACCAAUCAGCUGUCACCCAUGGCAGAUUUGGACCCAAUGGAAUUAAUUGCUCUGGCAAAUAGACUGUGCCUUCCCCGCCUCAUUGCCCUGACAGAGCAAUAUGCUGUGAGCGAGCUGGUGAAAGCCUCUAGGGAUGCCCAAGACAUAGACGGCGAGGUUCUCAACUACCUGGAGUUUGCUCAGUUCCAUAAUGCCAACCAACUUACUGCUUGGUGCUUGCAUCACAUAUGCACUCAUUAUAAUAACAUCUGUGCCAAUUAUCGCAAAGAGAUCAAGUCUAAAUCGCUAGAAAACCAAGAGUACUUUGAGAAGCAUCGCUGGCCUCCGGUUUGGUACCUGAAGGAGGAAGAUCACUACCAGCGGGUGAAGAAGGAGAGGGAGAAGGAAGACGUGGUCAUGAACAAGCACCUCUCUCGCCGUCGCUGGUGUUUCUGGAGCACUUCUCCUGCGGUGGCAUGAGAGAGAGAGAGGCGAGAGAAAGAAAGAAAGUGAGAGAGAGAGAGAGAGAGAGAGAGACCGCGCCUCUUUUCCUGCUAAUGCACUGAAAUCUUUUCUUUUGGACUUACACCCAGUAAGUCAAGCAGACGUCCAAACGGUUCAAAGCACAAUCUACAAUCACCCACAGAAUACAGGCCAUCAAAUGUAGUAAUGCUCAACCAAUGAAAAAAUAUAUAUAUAUAAUAUAUUAUAUUAUAUUCUCUGGUUGUAAAGUUUGUAAGAAAAAAAAAAAAAGAGGUGGUGGGGGAAGCUACACCUAGGCAUAACUAAUUCCUAAUAUUUCCCUUGAUUUCUAUUUCCUUCUAGUUCUAAGUACAAACGAUUUCUGCAGCUUUUAACAGUGCUACAUCGAAACGCUGCUAACAAACCACCACAAACUCGUAGCUGACUUUGCUUUUUCGUAGCUGAAUCGGCGUUUGAGAGUAAUUACGAUCGCUCCACGUGCAUCGUGAUUAAACUAGCGUCUCUAAAAAAAAUAAUAAAAAUAAAAAAACGACGUUUACGACUCGAACACGCAGCGUGUGGCAGGAUCCGUGCGUGCUGUAGACGAAACAGCAGCUUCCUUUGACACCAGCCCUAAUAUAAAACAUCAGGUACAUCAAUGCAGUCGCUUCUCCGCUGUAUGUUACGAGAGCACGACGGCACCAUUUAUUUUUUAUGUAGUGCCAGGGAACACUGUAGCUCAUCUAGCUAGUCCUGUAAUUCUGUGUAAACAUUUAAUGGUUGAAUCAAACUCUUAUUAUUAGAAGGGCUUAGCACUACGGCUUAGUUCAGGGCUUACUUGAAACCAAGAAGCAAAACAAUCAAUAACCACCGAUCGCAUAUAUUAUCGUCCCUGUGAUUGUGCUAGGUGUUACAUGUAGGCUUACUAGAGUGGAUUUGAACUUUAUACUUUACACAUCAAAGACGGUUCUAGUCACUAAAGGGUUAAGGAAUUCCGAGGUGAAUGUAAAUGAGCAAUAAGCUGAAACUGUGGGCUUUUGCUUUCAGGUGAUUCUGUUGUGUGUGCGUGUGCGCGUGCGUGUGUGUGUGCGUGUGUGUGUGUGUGUAGUGUUGGCCAGGAUAGGCAGAUAGAUAUGUACUCUGUGUGGGUGUUUUGUAUACGAUGCACCACCUCAUCAUUACCAUAUCCUGAUCCAGACAGGUCACAUUGACACUGAGGGGGUAACUUAAUACUUGAAAAAUAAACUGCUUCUGUCUUUAGCCAUGUAGACUUGUCUUUGGUUCAGUACAAAUAUAAAGUAGUCGAUGCUCACUGGUGAUUGUUCUUUUUCUGGCAGAUUAAGUGUUCAUUGUUAUUAUUAGCUGCUGCAAACCAAGUGGCUGGUUCAUUUGGUACUUGGCCUUUUCGAUUUCGCUCUUCUUCAUCACCCGUAAUGCUGGCUGUUUUUAUUUAUGUAUUUAUUUCUUUUCUAAACAGAAUAUUGUUCGGUGAAUUACAAUAAAUGAUCGAUUUACUUA
Messenger RNA from Ictalurus punctatus (channel catfish), 3856 nucleotides. It is a transcript of the gene rhobtb1, whose product is annotated as Rho related BTB domain containing 1. The coding region runs from base 293 to 2356 and encodes 687 amino acids. The record is from RefSeq and is a predicted model, not a curated record. Gene Ontology annotation, molecular function: GTPase activity; GTP binding; protein binding. Gene Ontology annotation, biological process: small GTPase-mediated signal transduction. The transcript is spliced from 10 exons. Lineage: Eukaryota; Metazoa; Chordata; Actinopteri; Siluriformes; Ictaluridae.